Bipolaris zeicola 26-R-13 is the source of this 1272-nucleotide messenger RNA. RefSeq lists its product as uncharacterized. NCBI's taxonomy places the organism in Eukaryota, Fungi, Ascomycota, Dothideomycetes, Pleosporales, Pleosporaceae. Gene Ontology annotation, molecular function: protein dimerization activity. Bases 1 to 1272 code for a protein of 423 amino acids. The record is from RefSeq and is a predicted model, not a curated record. The transcript has 2 exons.
AUGCCUCGCCCAAACCUUCCGCCUACUCCACAGCCGUCGACCGACAUUACAGGCAAAAAUGCCGCCAACGCCCCUCAAUUGGAGAGCAGCUUCGACUUACCGCCUGCGGCCCUGGCUGGUAGAGGCAGUGUAGCUAGCUCCUCGGGUCCCUCCGAAAAUGCCUCAGACUCCUCAUACAGGCCGCCGUCGCCAUCGUCCCCGGUAGCGACGUCCAAGUCGAGCCAUUCGCGCAAGCGUUCCAGCAACGCAGCCCAGCACAGCGUUGUCACCAAGGACGACUAUUCUCUUCCUCCUCCGCCUACUCGGUCGCGGAAGAUCAUCCAGAUGAAGCCCAAGGAUACUCAAGAGUCACCCAAGGGUUCAGUGCAAUCGCAGAAUGUAAAGGCGACAAGCGCAACUGCCAAUGGCGGCAAGAAGAAGCAGGCGAGCAACACCACUGCCGCUGGGCGUAAAAUUGCACGAAAAACGGCACACAGCUUGAUUGAGCGAAGGAGACGGUCCAAGAUGAAUGAAGAAUUCGGCGUGUUGAAAGACAUGAUCCCGGCUUGUAGGGGCCAGGAAAUGCACAAGCUUGCCAUUCUGCAGGCAUCGAUUGAGUACAUGCGCUAUCUGGAGCAGUGUGUCUCGGAUCUCAAGACUGCAAACUCACGGCGCGACUCUCCAUCAUCCACUACAUCUUCACUGCCCCCGCCGCCUAUUAGACGAAUUCAAGACGAGGAUGAAGACGACCGGGAGCAGGACGAAGAAAUGGAAGACGCUGUAUCGCCUACCUACGUGGAGCAGCCCUCUCAGUCCAGGUACUCUUUCGCAAAUGCCUCGCCUGCAAUCUGCCCAUCAGAUCGAAGCGUAUAUACCCACUCCACCACCACAUCUCCGGCGAUCAUGCCCCACGAUCACAACGGGCACUACUCGGCAAACCCCUCCCCCGCGUUGCGACCAUCCGACCCACACCAUUACUCGCUUGCCCCAUCGUCCAGUCGCUCCACUGUAACUUCGCCAACUAUUCACCCUUCGCCUGCGUUUAGUGCUCAUACGCCAACUGCCACAUACUUCAGCAAUCCAUUUCAUACCGGCCCUCCCAGUACGGGGCCAGUCGCUGCUCCGGGCUCUUCACACGGAUCGGCCCAUUUCUCCCUCACAUCACCAGCACUCAAGCCGCAAGCCGACCGGGAAGAUCAAGAAGCUACCGAAGCCCUGAUGAUGCUAAACACGGAUCGCCGAAGUUGGAGCGGCGCAAGGGGUAUGAGUGUGAAAGACCUUCUUAGCGGAUAG